AUGGACCUUGUCCAGAAGGUCGAGGACCUCACGAGCCUUGACGAGGACAUCCACUGGUUCUGUCCGCGAGCCAAGGACGACGAAAAUGCCAUCUACUACGACGAAGACUUUGGCGGUCUCGAGCCCGACGAGACAGAAGAGGAGAAGGCGCUGAGACUGGAUCAAGUAAAAGAGGCCGUGGCGAGGAAAGAGAAGGCGCUGUUGGCAUGUCAGAUCAUUGCGUUUGACGGUGAUGAUGCCAGACCAUAUCAGGAGAAGUUGCAACGACAUCUCCAAAAGCAGUUGAGGCGCUGCGACAUUUGCAUACGAGAGUUUCACCGCUCGAGAACGUGGUUACGAGAGCAGCUGGAGAACGAUUAUCCACCCGAAGACGUCCAGGCAUUCAUGCACAAGUUUGACUCGCUGAAUACCGAUCGCAUCGUGGCAGGUCUGAACAACCUCGCCGAGACGCUUAUGGACCUGCCACCCGAGGAGCGGAAUAUCAACAAUGCCGGCAAUGAGGGUGUGUAUGCCCUGUUCGAAGCGUUGCAUUGCAAGCCGUUUCUGAAUAGCGAAGAACUGCUCAAGGCCGUCUUUGACAAGCCCUUUCGGUUGGUGCAAACCAAGAAGAAGGUGACUUUGGCAAAUGUACCCCCUGGCAUGGUUACUUUUCUCUUCUCUGACAACCAAGAUCGCUAUCUCUGGGCUGAACGCAAUUGCAACAAACUCAAGCGCACCCUACUGGCCAAUGAGUUUGAGCACAGUGUCAAGCCUUUUCUGCAACCCGCAGCAGGACGAGUGCACAUCACGCAGCUUGAACUCGACUUCUUGCCACGAUUUUGGCGGGCCACUCGCAUGAUAGUGUCCAAGCUCGACAAAUCGUUGAUUACGAAUCACCUCCGUGCCAUGGAUAUCAACUUGUAUACACUGUCCUUGGAACACUUUCAGCUCGAGGCGUCGCACUUCAUCGACCAACUCAAUACUUACAAGAUGUUGCUUGAGAUUGCUCCUGAUGACUUCUGGGAUGCUAUGGGUCCCGCGUCCCCGCAGAAUGUCGUGGAUACAAUCUGUAGGGCUCCUAGGUUCGAGCGCCUGUUGAAGGUUCCAGAAGAGCGACAACACGGUCCGUACGAGUACCUCAAGCAGCAGAUGGCGUGGGUCAACGCAUUCACCAGCAGCAUCAAGCCGGCCAACCUGGUGCAGCCGUUGCGCACAAUACUGGAUCUCUUCUUGCACAAGUAUCAGGGCGAGGAGUACCCACAUUCCACGAGUAGAGUUACGUGGGAGAUAGGUCUCUCUUGCCUGCUGGAGGCCAUCAACCGUGUUGCUAAGGUUGUUGAGGGUGGACCCGUUUAUACGCACCUGGUUGAAGCAGUCGCGAAGGACCACAUUGACGUUAUCCUCGAGGAGCUUGAGGGUAUCGAGACGAAGACCGAGAUGCAGGUGACGCCUACUCAGAUGCUCGGCCUGCAGAUUGUCGAGAACGUGCUCGCUCUGGACGUGAAGGGCUUGAAGAGAGACCGCCGCGUCAUCGAAAAGACGAUGGAUCUGGACCACGAGAUUGGGGUUACCAGUCAGAAGGUAUGGAAGACCAGCAUGCAGCACAUCAAGCCUGGCUAUCCUGUGCUCGUCAUGUCCGUACUAUCCGGUCUUACUGGUCUCGUCGAGCUGGAGACGAUUCCUGCCAAGAUCGUCAAGUCCGCUCCCAAGCAAGCAGAAGCCUGGAACAGCGCGCUGGAGAGAGUGCAUGGGUACAUAACCACUGACCUUCUGGACCGCAUUGACUCGUUCGAACCCGAUCAGUUGGUCGACUUGUUUCAGGAGGCUUCGGCAGUUCGAGGGGUCAUGUCUCUGCUCUUCAACAGCAACGACCAGCUUCACAACUCUGCCCUGGGUCUCCUCAAAACGCUGAGUGGGGAAGACAGCAGACGAGACAGUAUCAUGCACGUUGUACAGAUAUUCUUCGGUACGGCGCUUGCGGCUGUGGCCAACACCCUCAAGCUUGUGUCUGAUGCCAAGGUCUUCGGGCCUUGUAUAGUUCUACUCAAGCUAUGCAGGGACAUCUACAGCUGUCUUUGCGAUUCUCAAGAUGGCAUACUCCGAACCAAGACACUCUCAAACAACGCCGAUGUAUCUGCGCUUCGUGUGUUCUGGGUCCGAACUUGGGGUGUGCUGGAGACCAUCUUCGAGCAGACUGAAACUUGGAGUAGUCAAGGCUAUGAUAAGACUGUCAUGCAGGAUUUCUGUCGCGAGACGAUGGACUUUGCUGACUUUGCUUUCGACCAGUACUCAAUUAUCGCCGGUACGCUUGAAAGCAACAGCAAGCAAGGCGACUUGGACGUGGGAAAGCAGCUUCUCCAACAGCCCAGCAGCACAUUCAGGUUCAUCACGAAGUGGCUGAGACUUCGUGAUGAUUAUCUCAUCACUAAGGCAGUCAGUCUGACAGGCAAGAUUCUGACCCGACUGCACGCUGUUGGCAUCAAAGUUUCGAUUAGUGCUGCGCAGUACGUCGAAGACAUUGUCACCAGCGCAUCGGUCAGAGAUGCCAAAGUUAAGACUAAACUUACAAACCAGCACAAGGCGGAGCUACAGCGAGCACUGGAAGAACACCUCGGUGGUGCUCUAUCGUCUUCCCUGGAGUCUGUCGGUGCUCCUCGGAAGAAACAAAGCUCAUUGCAAGGCUGGGCUACUCCCGGAGAGAGCCGAUCCGGCUCCACCACACCCAUCACCACAGCGAAGCCAAGGGGUGUCAUUGAUCUCGAGAAAUGGUCCAGUGCCGCAGACCGCAAGAACAAGGCACCAAUGCAAAAGCUGCCCAGCCUGGCAACGCAGAGGGCAGCGCAAAAGCAGCAAGAUGACCAGAAGAACUUCUUGCUCAAGCGAAAGCAGGCUCUGGCAGAGCAGGAGAAACAAAAGCAAGCCGCUCUGGCCAAAGCUAAUCUUGGCGCAGGCAGUGGAGUAGCUGGCAUCGGAAACUACGGCAAAGAUCAUUCUACUGCCGGGCAAACUGUCAUGGUUGAUGAUGCCGACCUGGACUCUGAAGAAGGAGAUGAAGAUGAAGACCUCGACGACGACCUCUUUGGCGACAGCAAGAAGCCGAAGAAAGCCCAACGCCCACAGUUGGAUGUCAGCGGCACGACUGGUCUGAAGCCGGAGGUCAAGAAAGGACCAACUCGCAUUCAGAGAUCCGCUCGCUCCUUUAAGGACAUGCGUGCUCGUCUCGCGCCCGAUCUAGGGCCACUUCACCGGGUGAUACUGGGAUGGGACUUCUUCCAUGAAGGCGACUUCCCUCCACGAUCGAACGAGAACGACUUCUCCGCCGUCGCCAACUCGUUCACCAAUCCUGUCACAUACCAAGAGACGUUCGAGCCGCUGCUCCUCCUCGAAGCUUGGCAGGGCAUGGUCAAGUCGCGAGAGGAGAACAGUUCGAAGCCGUAUGAGAUCAAAGUCCAGAACCGCAGCAAUGUGGACCAAUUCAUCGAGAUUAGCAGCAUGAUCAGCCAUCAAGACAAUCGAGACUUGUCGCUUCAAGAGGGCGACAUAAUUUUGUUCUCGAAGGCCAAGAAACCUGCAGACCAACCGGAAUCGCCAAACUGUCUCGCACGAAUCUACCGUGUGAAGCGACAAAAGGCCCACCUCGAGAUCGUCUACCAGCUCAUGUCGAGUAAUAAGCUUGCUCCGCAACUGACAAUGCAGACCAUCAUCUACGGGCUCAAGGUUCAGAGCAUCACUCCACUGGAACGCGAAUACGGCGCACUCAAAGGUCUACAGUACUAUGAUCUCUGCAAUCAAAUUGUGAGAGCUAAGCCGUCUCCGCGGAUUACGUUCAGCGAUCGGCAGAUCUCGCAACUGCAGGAUGUCUACAACCUGAAUAAAGCUCAGUCGGAAGCUAUCAAUGCAGCGCUCGAGAAUGAAGGCUUCUCCUUGAUUCAGGGUCCGCCAGGAUCUGGCAAGACGAAGACCAUUGUCGCGAUCGUUGGCGGAUUGCUUUCCCAGACUUUGGGCAGCAGCACCGUUGGAGCGACCAGAAUUUCGAUGCCCAAGGCCAAUGGCAACACUAAUGUUCUGGGAGAUGCUCCCUCGAAGAAGCUCCUGGUCUGCGCACCUAGCAAUGCUGCCGUAGACGAGCUGGUUAUGCGUCUAAAGGAAGGUGUCAAGACCAAAUCAGGUGCUCACCACAAUAUCAAUGUGGUUCGUAUUGGUCGCAGCGAUGCCAUCAAGCACGAAGUUCAGGACGUGACGAUCGAUGAGCUGGUUUCCAAGAAGCUGGGCAACUCACAGAUGGACACGAAGCAGCGCGAAAAGAAUGCUGAGAUUUUCAAAGAGCACGAGCAAGUUUCCGCAAAGCUGCGAGAACUCUAUGAUCGACGGAAUGCGUCUGACAAAAGAGAGAACAAACUCGAGCCGGCACAGCGCAAGGACCUGGAAGACAGCAUUUCCGCCGUCAAGCGCCGGAAGGCUGAGCUUGGCACACGCAUUGAUAGCGUCAAGGACCAGGAACGCAACGCUGGCCGAGAGCAAGAACUCAAUCGCAAGAGAGCGCAGCAGGCUGUGCUUGACGAGGCACAUGUCAUUUGCGGCACCCUAAGCGGUAGUGGACACGACAUGUUCCAGAGCUUGAACAUCGAGUUCGAAACCGUCAUCAUCGACGAGGCAGCUCAGUGUGUUGAGAUGAGCUCGCUGAUCCCACUGAAGUACGGAUGCAUCAAGUGUAUUAUGGUCGGCGAUCCAAAACAGCUUCCGCCCACUGUCUUUUCGAAAGAAGCUGCCCGGUUCCAGUACGAGCAGAGCUUAUUCGUGCGAAUGCAGAACAACAAUCCCGAUGAGGUACAUCUACUGGAUACGCAGUACCGUAUGCAUCCCGAUAUCAGUGUAUUCCCGAGCUGGACGUUCUACGAUGGCUUGCUCAAGGACGGGAACGGCAUGGCUGCUCUGAGGACGCAGCCGUGGCACGACAGCGCUUUGCUUGCGCCAUACCGCUUCUACGACGUUCGGGGUCAACACCAGUCUGCUCCAAAAGGUCACUCGCUCAUCAACAUCCCGGAAAUAGAUGUGGCGAUGGCGCUCUUCGACCGAUUGAGGACCGACUACAGCAACUACGACUUCACAGGCAAAAUCGGCAUCAUCACGCCGUACAAGUCGCAGCUGCGGGAGCUCAAGAGACGCUUCACUGACAAAUACGGGUCCCAGGUCGAGGAGAUCAUCGACUUCAACACCACAGAUGCCUUCCAAGGUCGUGAGAGUGAGGUCAUCAUCUUCUCCUGUGUGCGUGCCUCACCAGCGGGUGGCAUUGGUUUCUUGCAAGACAUUCGUCGCAUGAACGUCGGUCUCACACGAGCAAAGUCAAGUUUGUGGGUGCUUGGUAAUUCCGACAGUCUGGUACGUGGACGAUACUGGAAGAAGCUGGUGGAAGAUGCGCAGGCCAGAGACUGCCUCACAACUGGCGAAAUCAUGAGCAUGCUGAAGAAGCCAUCCAGUGCAUUCCCAGCGAGCAACUACUCCUCAAACACUCGUUCCAUGCUGGAUGUUAACGCACAUGUGGCACAAAUGAGCAACGAAGCCGAGUCGAGGCGAUCUUCUGCAAGUGUUGCUGCAAAUGGUUCAAGGAAACCUACACCAACCCCUGUCGUGAAAGCAGAACCCCAUAUCAAGACAGAGCCUCAAGUCAAGACUGAGCCCGCUGAUCCGGACAGAAUGGACGGGGUGACGUACAAGUUUGAAGAUAUACUGAAGGCUAAGAAAGCUGCAAGCCGCGAAUCUUCAGAGAAGAAGCCGUCCGACGACGUCGACAUGGAGGAUGCCGACGGUACUCCGAACAUGACAGCUGACGGUCGUGCUAUGACCCCAAUCAGCAACACCAACGGUCCGCGCAGCGCGUCUGGCUCGCGGGCUGAAACACCCUUAUCUGCGACGGGAGAUGAGGGUGCAAAUGGCACUGCGCCUGGCGCUGCAACCAAACCUCGUGGUGCGGUGGUGCAGCAAGCCAAGCCCUUCGUGCCGAAGAAGAGACCAGCUGCCGCCAGUCCGUUCAUGCCAAAGAAGCCACGAGCGCCUCCGCGAUGA
Molecule: messenger RNA, 6042 nt
Organism: Zasmidium cellare ATCC 36951
Lineage: Eukaryota; Fungi; Ascomycota; Dothideomycetes; Mycosphaerellales; Mycosphaerellaceae
Exons: 2
Coding region: 1-6042 (2013 amino acids)
Biological process (GO): termination of RNA polymerase II transcription
Cellular component (GO): nuclear body
Molecular function (GO): helicase activity; transcription termination site sequence-specific DNA binding; ATP binding
Source: RefSeq, a predicted model, not a curated record